AUGACUGAUAGAUAUCCACGCUUGAGGAGCCCGUCCGGAAGGCGGUACACACCCUCAGACCCUAGCAACGGUGGCGUCGGUGGCAGCAGAGAAGACAAUCAAAAUGUUGUACGAACGUUACCUGCGUCGACUUCACAGAGUAAAACCGGGCAAAUGCAGAGUCUGCUUGGCGAGUUUAAAGUGCUGUAUGAAAGUAAACUCAAGAAUCUCGACGACGCCGACAAAAGAGGGGAGGAAACGACAAAGGUACGCACUCGAGUGCUGCAAGCAUAUGUAAAUGAUUUGUGUGAGCAGAAUGAAGUUCUGGUUCAAACAAUAGAUGAACUGGAAAGAGAGGCAAAUGAGAGAGUUAAUGAACUGGAGGACAAAUUGCACAAAUCUUCUAUUUCUGGGAAGGAUCAUCAGACGAAAUAUCGUGAACUUGAAAGGGAAUUGAGAACUCUGUCUGUUGAAAAGACUCGAGCGGAAGCUUUACUGGAGGAUGUACAAGCCCGUUUGACACAACAGGAAGAAACAACAGCUAAACUCCGGGAGCAGAACUCUAACCUGAACUAUGAUAUCAACCAACUUAUCUCAGUGAUGGAGAUGGCGAGGUCAUCAGGGAAAUGGGAGGUGGACAGAGUUAGAUUUCGGGAGCUGACAUUUGACCAGGUUUUUGGCUCGUUGCCCAAGACAUCGUCAUCUAAUAUCCAAGUCAGUGACUCAGACAAUGACCUCAGGGACCAGAUCAGACAGAAGGAUGACCUGAUUGUUGCUCUGCAGCAGGAACUGAAGCAGCUACGAUCAGAAUCGAGGCUCAUGGGAGGGGACACAGUGUCUGACACUUCAGAACUUUCAGCAACAAGACUGAGAUCUGACCUCACUAAAUUACAGCAAAGAGUUGAAGAUCUUAAAUAUGAGAUUCAGUCCCGUGAUCGAAAGAUUUCCAGUUUGACCAGCCAUAUUAGUGACCUGGAGACAGAACUUGACAUCAAGAACUCUGAGAUCAACAGCUGUAUGCAGACUGUCAAAAAAUUGCAGGAAAAGGGAAGACAUUCUGUGUUAGAGUCAUCCAAGUCUGGUGAUAUGAUUCGUCAACUUAAGUCUGAUGUGGUCUCAUUACGAGAAAACCAUUCUGAGCCAUCUCAAGAUAUUUCACACUUUGAAAGACACAUUCGUACUCUGGAAGCUGAACUUGCUGAAUCAAAAGAGUAUAGAAGGAAAAACCUUGAUGAGAUUGGUAUCUUACAAGAAAAGCUUCGAGAGGGUCAGUUUUCAAUACAUGACCACCACGAUGUGUUAAAAUCGGAGUUAGGCAGACGAGAUGACACCAUACAGAAGCUCAGAAAAGAUGUUUUAAGUUUACAGGAGAAGCGCGAUAGUGCCCUGUCUGAGUUACAUCGUAUGGAGAAAAGAAACAAGGCACUGGAGGAUGAAACAGCCCAUUUUAGAGCACAGAUCAGUGAGGCAGAUGAUGAGGUUGCGAAUGCAAACAAGAAGGUGACGAACUUGGAAGGAGAGCUGCAGUUUCUCCGGAGCCAGAACGAUGAAUGUCAAGGACAGAUCUGUGAGCAGAAGGAGAUGAUUACUCAACUUAGGAAUGAGAACAGGGAUAUUGAGGACAAGCUGCAGGAGGCUUUGAGCACAGCCCACCAAAGAAAUGAAGUUAUAAAACAGAUGAAGGAAGAAUUGAAGCUAGAUAGUUCAAAGAUUGAGGAUAUGAAACUCAAAUUGGAGGAAGCUGACAGAGAACAUCAGCACCUGCAGAGCAGAUACACAGCACAAGUCAAAGAGAUUGACAGACUUCAGACUGAGACUCAGGAGAAGGAGCUGACUCUCUCACAAAAGGAAACCAUGUACAGAUCUGAGAUGGCAGACAGAGAGGAGGAGAUCUCCAGACUCAAGGCUGAUCUCAAUGUCUUACAUGAGAAGCUGGCUGAGUCAGAAGGACAGUUGAUCUCAAGAGAAGAGCACAUUGAUCACGUUCAGAACAAACUUAGAGAUGUAGUAUCACAGCUGACAAGACGAGAAAAUGAGCUGCAAGCACUUGAAUCAAAACUUGAAGCAGCUAAUGAUGAGAGAAAAAGACUAGCUGAUGUGGUGCAGCAUCGAGAGAUGAGCCUGCAGCAGUUGGAGCAUGAUUUUGAUCACGCCAAAGAGAAGUACAAGGAUGCUGUUGAAGAGAAUGGCAGGCUGGAAGCCAGGAUUCAGGCUUUUGCUAUCAGCGCCCAGACUGAGCAGGAUGUCCUCAGUUCAGAGAUGAAACAUAAAGAUGAGGGUUUGGUGCGAAUGAAGAUGGACAUAAUGAAGUUGCAAGAACUCUGCAGCAGAUAUGAAGAACAGAUUUCUCAAGCGGAGAAAGAAGCAGAAUACUUGAGGUCCCAGCUCAGAUCAUCUCAAAAUGAG
Candidula unifasciata is the source of this 2385-nucleotide messenger RNA. Lineage: Eukaryota; Metazoa; Mollusca; Gastropoda; Stylommatophora; Geomitridae. The record is from the annotation of a GenBank genome assembly.